GCCGGGCCACGUGACCGGUCGCGCCGCGCGUGCUGCCCUGACCCGUGCGCGAGUGAGCGUCCCGAGAGUGCACGUGGAGCCACGUGGAGCCGUCGAGAGAGGUGCUGGUCUGGCGUUCUUUUGUCUUCUGACUUGCAACAGAUUUUGCCUCCUACCGGCGCUUCAGAUUGAAGAUGGAGGGCCGGUGGCUGGCGAUCGUCAGCUGGCUGUCACUGACUGUGGCAAUGACAUCAGCAGUACAAACGUUCUCCACAGAACCGGAGGACCAGAGUGUUGAGACGGGACAGACCGUGGUGCUGCCAUGCAAGGUGGACGGAGCUGCGGGAGCGGUCCAGUGGACUCGGGACGAGUUCGGUCUCGGGGUCGACCGAGAUCUUCCCUCCUGGCCGCGCUACAAGAUGAUCGGCACCGAUCGAGACGGGGUCUACUCGCUGGAAGUGCAGCGAGUGGCGCUCGAGGAUGACGCCGUGUUUCAGUGCCAAGUGGGCGCCGCCGCCGGAUCGCCCGGUAUCAGGUCCCGUAACGCCCGUCUCAAUGUGCUGGUGCCGCCGAGUGCCCCGCGCAUAGUCCAGGGAGAGGACCUCUCCACCACCGCUGGGGUGGUCAUCAAGCUGCAGUGUGAGAGCCGAGGAGGAAAACCGCCGCCAAAGCUGGAGUGGUUCGACAGCGAUGGCACACAACUGGAGAAUAACAUCACCAGCGAAGACAGACACAUGUCCGACGGCAAACGCUACGUCGUCGAGUCCACGAUCCUGCUGGAACCGGAGGCGCGUCACGACGGCGCCAACAUCACCUGUAAGGCCAAGAACGAGGCGCUGGACGAGCCGCAAUCGGUGGCGCUUACUCUUCACGUCAAGUACCCGCCAGAGGUGGCCGUGGAGAUAGACUCGACGCAGGUCAACGAGUAUGAUGACGUCACAUUCAAGUGCUCGGCCACGGCCAAUCCGGAUGAUGACCUCAUCUUCAAGUGGUUCAUCCGAGACGAGGUGGUGGUAGGUGACCACGGCAGGGAACUCAAACUGAGCUCCAUCGGACGAGAACUCAACUCAGCCGCCGUCAAGUGUGACGUAACGAAUGAGAUCGGCACGGGCAGCCACUCGGUCGACUUAGACAUUCGCUACGGCCCGCGGUUCCGGGAGGAGCCCAAAGAUGCGUCCGCGGAGGUCGGUGAAAAGGUCACGGUCAAAUGCGACGUCGACGCCAACCCCAGCCCGGAAAUCGUCUGGUUCAAACGCGACUGCGAGGGGUGUCAAAAGGUGGUCGGUCUAGGCUCCGAACUGGAAAUUACCGUCACGCUGAACUCGGUUGGGCGAUAUGAGUGCCGCGCGGCCACCACCGGCUUCCCCGAGAUCUCUCGCCAGCUGAUGGUGUUUGCUCGGGGUCGACCCGAGGUCAGCGCCCGGUCACCGCAGCGCGGCGUCGCCGGAGGCACGGUGACGGUCGAGUGUGUGGUCACCAGCGUCCCGGCGCCCUCUGCCACCGUCUGGUACCUCUAUGGACGGCCCAUCCGCACAGACUUGGGCCGCUACAAGACGGUGGACGAGCCGAUAGAGGGUGGCGUGCGCAGUCUCCUGGUCGUCUCCGGAGCCAGCGAGUCUGACUUUGGCCUCUACAACUGCACGUUCCACAACGAGUACGGAGCAGACUCUGCCACCGUGCUGCUGCAGAAACAAGAGAGCGUCCCGCUGCUGAUCGUGCUGUCCGGAGUGGUGGGCGGCAUCAUUGUCAUCAUCUCGGCCAUCCUGCUGCUGGUCAUGUGCCGCCGUCACCGCCAGCCCGGCGGCAGGGCGCCAGCGGACGGUAGUGAGAAGACCUCCGGCCGGCCGUCGGACCAGAGCUCUGCCGACACGGAUCUGAAGAUGGAGCUGCGCAGCACCUCGUCCCUCUCGGGUCAGACUGCGUCCGAGCGCUGGGAUGAUGAGCUCUCAUCGUACCGCUAUCCGGACGACAUGACGGACGCGUCGUUCCCACCGGUACGGCAG
Messenger RNA from Amphibalanus amphitrite, 1982 nucleotides. Its product is annotated as irregular chiasm C-roughest protein-like. Gene Ontology annotation, cellular component: cell-cell junction. The record is from RefSeq and is a predicted model, not a curated record. Gene Ontology annotation, biological process: cell-cell adhesion. The annotation marks the transcript as partial. The transcript has 12 exons. Gene Ontology annotation, molecular function: cell adhesion molecule binding. NCBI's taxonomy places the organism in Eukaryota, Metazoa, Arthropoda, Thecostraca, Balanomorpha, Balanidae.